This is a messenger RNA of Schistocerca serialis cubense, 6397 nucleotides long. It is a transcript of the gene IleRS-m, whose product is annotated as isoleucine--tRNA ligase, mitochondrial. Lineage: Eukaryota; Metazoa; Arthropoda; Insecta; Orthoptera; Acrididae. The record is from RefSeq and is a predicted model, not a curated record. The transcript has 17 exons. Gene Ontology annotation, biological process: isoleucyl-tRNA aminoacylation. Gene Ontology annotation, cellular component: cytosol. Gene Ontology annotation, molecular function: tRNA binding; isoleucine-tRNA ligase activity; aminoacyl-tRNA deacylase activity. The coding region runs from base 56 to 2968 and encodes 970 amino acids.
UGUAAUUCAAAUCCAAAUGUAAAUAUUUUGGUUUUGUGAUGUGCUAUGCAUCAAAAUGACUGGAUUUAAUUAUUUAGUGAGGAGGCCAGUGCAUUAUCGUUGUUUCAAGAAGUUGAACCGUUACAGUUCUUCUGAUACAAGCGUCAAACAUGAAGGAAAGGCUGUUAGAAAGAAGUAUUCGGACACAGUGAACCUUCCUAAUACUAAGUUUCCAGCAAGGAUAGAAGGCAGAAAAAGAGCUGAGCGUGACAGGUUUAUUUACGAAAAAUGCAGAUUCUCCUCGUUAUAUUCAUGGCAAAGAGAACACACUAAGGAUCCAGAGUUCAUACUGCAUGAUGGCCCUCCAUACGCCAAUGGAAAACCACAUAUGGGACAUGCCAUUAACAAGAUUAUGAAAGACAUAAUAUUGCGUCACAAGGUACUUCAAGGUCAAAGAGUGCAUUUUAUUCCGGGAUGGGACUGCCAUGGUUUGCCCAUUGAACUGAAAGCAGUGUCCAGUUCAUGUGGAAAAGAAACAAAGCUUACACCAGUUGAAAUAAGAUAUAAAGCACGGAAAUUUGCUGAAGCUGCUAUUGCAAAUCAGAAGACAACUUUUAAAUCGUGGGGAGUAAUGGGUGAUUGGGACCAUUCUUAUCACACAUUUGACAAGAAAUAUGUGAAAAACCAGAUUAAGAAAUUUUACGAUAUGUUUGAGAAGGGUUUGAUCUAUAGAGCAUAUAAACCAGUUUUCUGGUCUCCAUCAUCAAGGACAGCACUGGCAGAAGCUGAGCUGGAAUAUAACCCAACUCACUGCAGUCAGGCUGUUACGGUACGCUUCCUGAUAAAGGACCUACCACCACAACUGAAAAAAAUUACACCCCAACAUGUAUCACAAGUGUAUUUGUUAAUAUGGACCACAACUCCUUGGACUCUGCCAAUGACAAGUGCAGUAUGUUAUAGUCCAGAGAUGACAUACAGUGCAAUUCAUUUGGACAAUUCAAAAGAUGAACUGUACAUUUUGGCUUCUGAAUGUAUGAAGGACUUGCUAAACAAGACUGGAGCACAAGCAGAAGUUAUCUCAUCUUUUAAAGGUGACAUGUUGAGGAAUACAUUCUAUGAGCAUCCUCUAAAGCAAGGAUGCAACUUGCCUUUGCUUCCUUCAGACCAUGUCUCAACUGGCAAAGGCAGUGGAUUGGUGCAUACAUCUCCAGCCCAUGGCCACGAUGAUUUCUUGGUUGCUUUAAAACAUGGAAUUUCCUUGGAGUGUUUGGUUGAUGAAGAUGGCUGCUUUAUGUCUAAAAUUGGGCCAGAGCUUGAAGGUUUACCUGUGUUGUCUGCAGGCAAUGAAAAAGUGUUGGUAUUGUUGCAGAAUGAUAUUUUGCAUCAAGAAAAGUAUACACAUAGUUAUCCCUAUGACUGGAGGACAAAGCAGCCAGUUAUAAUCAGAGCUAGCAAGCAAUGGUUUAUUGACACUGAUGCAAUUAAACAAACAGCAAUUAACAAACUCAGAGCUGUUAACAUAUUGCCAGAAAAAUUCAGUGGAAGUGGUCAGCUAAUAUCGCUGCUGGACAGGCGACCGUACUGGUGUAUCUCAAGGCAGAGAGUUUGGGGUGUACCGAUCCCAGUUCUUUACCGACAUUCAAAUCAGGAAAUCUUGGUAACCAGACCACUGAUCGAUCACUUCUGUAAUCUUUUGGAAGAACAUGGUCCAGAUUUCUGGUGGACACUGCCUACUGAGAAACUUGUUGAAGGUUGUGUCUCAGAUGUAGAUGUACAAGACAUAGAAAAAAGUCAGGACAUCUUGGACAUCUGGUUUGAUAGUGGAAUAUCAUGGUCUUCUGUUUUGGAUCAAAAAGUGGCUGACUUAUAUUUGGAAGGUGUAGACCAAAUCACUGGUUGGUUCCAGUCUUCACUAAUGACAUCAGUUGCACUGCGUGAGGAGCCUCCCUAUCGGGCUAUAUUUGUUCAUGGAUUUGCAGUUGAUGGAAAUGGUCGAAAAAUGUCAAAGUCAUUGGGAAAUGUUGUAGAUCCUGUUGACAUUACUGAAGGCAGCAAGCACAUACCAGCUUAUGGGACUGAUGUUCUCAGGUGGUGGGUUGCUUCGCAUGGUACGCAUCAUGGUAACAUAAGUAUAAGCAACAAUUUGUUGGACAGCUCUGCAGAUUCUAUCCAAAAAAUACGCAUUGUGCUGCGCUUUAUCCUUGGGUCCAUAAAUGAUUUCCAGAAUAAGAGUGACACUGAUGCUGUACAUUUAUACAACUUGGACAAGUACUUGCUCAAUCUGCUCUUUGGUUUGGAAAAAGAGGUUGUGGCAAUGUAUGACACUUAUCAGUUCAACCAUGUUUGUAAACUCAUGACAAACUUUGUCACCAACGAUCUAUCAGCACUAUACUGUCAUCUCAUAAAAGACAGACUUUAUUGCGAAUCAUCUAACUCUCCUAAGAGAAGAGCUUGUCAGUUGGUGCUGAGCCACAUACUGGAAGGUGUUACACAUAUGAUUGCCCCAGUUUUACCAUUUCUUGCAGAGGAAGUUUAUCUCCACCAUCCCUGUUUUGUCGGUACAGGUGUUUUCCGAUCUGGAGUCUGGAAGCCUCUAAAGGAGUGGGAGAAAGCUGACAUUGACAAUAUAAUGUCAGCAGCAUUGAAAUUGCGUGAUUUACUUCACAAAACCUCAGAAGAAUCCAAUACUUUGAAAUUAAAUGUGAAAGUUUUUGCAGGAGAUAAAACUUUGCAGAUAUUGAAGUUGUUCCAGGAAGAAGGUCGAAGUGAUUUUUCUGAGUUGACAGAACUACUGCAGGUAUCAGCUGUGGAACUGAUCAAGUCUAAUAAGCAGCUAUCAGAUAAUGAGUUUGAAAUUGUAUGUGAAACAUCAGAACAUCAACUAUGUCCAAGGUGCCGACGUUAUACCUCUAAACAAAAAGAUGUGCUGUGCUCCCGCUGUGAGAAAAUAGUAUCAAAACAACCCCUAAAACAAGUUUUAUGCAGCUAACAGUGUAUUUAUUUGUAUUUUAAUCAGUCUCAUGAGUGAUACAGUGUCUUUUUGUGUUCAGUGUGUUAUGUAAGCAAUUGUGUAUUCACUAUUUUCUCUUGGAAGAGUUAUUCUUUUCUAUAAUUUGAUGUUAUUCUUUUUUUUUUAAAAAAAAAAAAAAUCCUGUGUGUUGGUGAUCUUGGUAGCAGAGAGGUUAAGUGUUGAACCACAAGUCCAGAGGCACAGUUUUUGAUCCGUGAUUGCCCAUAGAAUUUUGCCUGGUAGGUAAUGUGACUAUCACCUGCCAUAAUGCAAUGUGAAGGUGUAGAGAUAUAUCCCUUUAUGAUCUGGAUUCCAUGCUAAACUGCAAGUCCUCAUUUGAUGAGCUGGGUGAGUCAGGAGGACAUGGAAGUGGAGAAAGAGAAGAGUAUACCACCUGCAGUAAUGUUUUAGUGUCAAAGGAUGGCAGCAUACAAUCUUGGGUUAAGUGGGUGUUGGGAGAUUAUGACUCACUAGUGGCUAGACGUAGCUUGUAUCUCAUGCCCCUCGAGAAGUGUCCAUGUGCAAACUUCACACCAUAUUGCAAGCAUGAACUUGCUGCCCUCUUAGUUGCUUGUAGUUGCUGUGUGUAUACUAUUACAUAACGUUUAUGUGUCCCCUGUGCCAAGUGGAAUAUGGACUCCAUGGGGGUUACGGAGAUAUUUUUAAAAAGCAUGAUCUUUGAAAUAAAAGAAAUUGUGCCAAAGAAAAUAAAAAAUGAAGGAGAAGGUAUGCAGUUAGAGUAACAAAGGAUUCAGUCAGGUGUCAGCUCUUCGGCAGCACGAAAUUCAGAUCUAUGCCAGAGAUUCAUUUCGCGAAUGUAGAAUUGCUAUUGGUCACACUAUUGGUGUCUUUUCUGCUUUGGGGAAAAUGAACGUUCUUGAACAUUUUAAAAUUAUUCAUGAUGCUCAUUCAGUGUACUAGGAAAUAUAAUUUCAAUCAUUCACUGACUUAAGAUCACGGAGAGAAGAAAUUGAAAUGGAGUGUAGUGUUUUGUACAUCAGAUUGAGGGGUGUUGGAAACACCAAUAGUUCAAAAAUUUAGUUUCCAUUGUCAACAUCCAGGCACUUAUGCUCCAAAUCUGCCAAUAAAUGGCACAUGACAACAUAGCAGGCAUCAAAGUGGAGGAAUUUAUGGAUGGAACAUGUCAUGCUUCCUUUCGGUCCAGAAUGUGAUUUGUGUCAUUUGCUCCUCAAGGAGCAAGAGAAAAGAAACUGCUAGUAAAAUUGUGCCUUUGUUUCAGUGGAUGCAAUAUCGAAGAAAAUCAUAAAUUAAAUUUUCUGAUAAGCUAGACAGCUAUUUACAAAAAGACCUGUACUAAUUGUAAUGUUGUUGAACAUUAGGACAUUGGAGCAAGUGUAUUUGCAUGGGUAAACAAAGUGCAAGAAAGUAAACAAUUAUAUGUUUCUUUUUUGUACGAACCACCAGAAGAAGACUUCCCUCUACUCUUUUGCAUUAACCAAAAUGGGCGAUGUACAAUGUAGCAAGCUGCAGAAGUAUGCUGGUGAUGCAUGGGCAUUAUGCAUUAUGUAAAUAAUUAUGUUUAUGAACUUGUGGCUACAUUCACUAUAAAAGAGCUGAGACAAGGUUUCCCAAGUGCACUUUUUUAUAUUAAAUAGGACAUACCAGACAGCAUUGCCUGUAUCUUUGGAGAGAGUGCAUCAGGAAAAAAAUAAAUAAAAUUGUUGCAGACGUAUUUAUCUGUGACAUGGCAGAUUAUUUUUAUAGUGGAUAGCAUGCUGCCAUGGGUGUGCCGGAAAAGAUACUAUUAUGCAGUUGGCAUGUAGAUGCAUGGAGGAAAAAAUCUCUCAAAAGUCAAAACAAAAGAGAAGCAAAUGGAAAUGUAUAAAGUAGUCCUAACACUAAUGAAAGAAAAAGACCACAAUGUGUUCUACAGUUGUCAGAAGAUUUUAUGUGAAGACACUGAUACUUCAGAAUUUGCACAAUAUUUCAUAAAUGUGUAUAAUAAUUAGAAAGAAAUAUAGGCAUACUGUUAUUUUCUGCACGCUAUUGGUGACACUAAUAUACACACAGAGCAAAUGCAUAAAACUAUUAAAUAUGUUUAUUUGCAUGGCAGAAAUGUAGGAUGACUUGAUAAAGCUUUUAAUGCCAUUAUGACUUUCAUGAGAGACAGUUUGUGAGUGCCUCAUUACCAUGCAUAAAGGCAAGUAACAUCUAAAGCAAAAGUAUAAGUUCACAAUGUUAACUACUCUGGUUUCUGAAAUUAGUGACUCUUGGAAAGUUGUGGCUUCCUCAGAAGUGAAGAAGAUAUACACCAUUUGGCAAGUGAAAGAGUCAAGUGAAAUUAAGUACUGAGUAGAUGGCAUGCAUUUACCAAUACAUAUGCAGCUGUCCAGAUUCAGCAAACAAGUAUAACAUGUGUAAUAUGCCGAAUGAAAAAGAACAGUUCUGUUGAACAUAGCAUACCUGAAAGAGAUGUCAAUGAUUUAUUAGUGAUGGGAAUUGAUGUAAGUUGUAAGAAAGAGGUAUUGAUACUCACAGAAACACUGAAGAGGCAGAACACUACAUUACUCUUAACAGGAAGAAGAAACUAACACUUAAUUGACACAGCUGUCUAAAUUGAGAAUAAAGACAGAUUCUGAAGAGGAGUUAAAGCAAUCAAAAAGAAACUAGGAUGUUCAAAUUUAAUCUCUCAGCAAUGCGGCAAAGCAGAUGCAAGUGCUUACAGGCAUUGAUACUGGACCUGACAAUUAGAAAAUUAUCUCCCAGAGGUUAUGUUUAGUAAAGUAAACAAAGAAGAAGGUGCAGAACAUAAUUUUGAUAUUGUCUACUGAAGAAAACCUCCAUCUACUGUAGUCUCUUGUAAAAAAAAAUGGCAGCAAUGAUAGGAUACAGAUCAGAAUAAACAUUUGUCUUAUGUAGAUGGGAUUGAAUGAUGUGGAAUGAAAUGUAGAAUUACUUGUAAGUGAUUAUAUGUUGUGAAAGUAUUUAGUGUUUGAUUUUUGUGAAACGAGUUGUGAACAAAAAUGGAAAUGUGCUGUCAGAAGAUUUAGCUUCAUUCAUUCAUUCAUUUGUUCAUUCACACAUUGGAGGUAAAUGCUGCUUUGCCCAUGGUGAAUUGAAACAGUAAGGUAUGUUUGAAUAUGCAUUUUCUCAUAUAAGUUUUCAAAAUGUAAAAUGGAUGUUUUAGCAAGUAAAUAGCAAGCCACAUGCUCUUGUAUUCAGUGCAUUGUCUAAAGCUUCAAAAAGUAUCAAUGUGUAACACUUCCUUGCCUUAAAUAUGUAGACCACGUUCAGAGGUUGCCACAGCAAGAUCAAUUUUGAGGGUGAUUAACGACAGAAGCACUGCAGUACAACUAGACUUUUUAUUUUAUUAAGACUUUUUCAUGACACAAUUUGUAUCAUGCCAUUAAACAACUGCUUAAGAGUAAAGCAACUUUUCUAUGAAUA